Molecule: messenger RNA, 1305 nt
Organism: Perca fluviatilis (European perch)
Lineage: Eukaryota; Metazoa; Chordata; Actinopteri; Perciformes; Percidae
Gene: alkbh1
Product: alkB homolog 1, histone H2A dioxygenase
Exons: 6
Coding region: 1-1149 (382 amino acids)
Biological process (GO): oxidative RNA demethylation
Cellular component (GO): cytoplasm; nucleus
Molecular function (GO): oxidative RNA demethylase activity; ferrous iron binding; broad specificity oxidative DNA demethylase activity
Source: RefSeq, a predicted model, not a curated record
AUGGCCAAGAUGGCAGCCUCCCUGGUAGAGAGUGGAGAAGAUGCGUUUAGAAAAAUGUUCAGGUUUUAUAAGAGAAGAAACCCACCGCCAGAUUUUAGCGAUGUCAUUGAUUUCUCCAAAGGUUUAUCGAGUGACAAGAUAGUUCCAGCUAUACUGGACCCUUCUGCAGUGAGUGAUGUGGAGGCUGCCAGGGUUGGAUUACAGUCUGUCAGAGACUGGAGAGCCUUCAGCCUGCAGGGCUACCCAGGGUUCAUCUUCAUCUCCAACCCGUUCCUGCUGGGCUCACAACCUUUCUGGGUCAGACAGUGUCUGAAGACCUACUCUCAGAAGCCCAAUGUCUGCAACCUGGACAUGCACAUGUCUCCCUCUGACACCCAGGACAUCUGGGGAAAGAGUGUUCAUAGCCUCAGUUCUCCUCACUCUGGAAAGAGAGAAACAAAGACUCUACUUGACACGCUGCGCUGGGUCACUCUGGGAUAUCAUUACAACUGGGAUACCAAGAUGUACUCUGCCAACCAUUACACUCCGUUCCCAGCUGAUCUCCACCUGCUGUCCUUCCAAAUAACAGCCGCCUGUGGGUUUCAGGGCUUCAAUGCAGAGGCUGGAAUCCUCAACUACUACCGAUCUGAUUCAUCUCUGGGAAUCCAUGUAGAUGAAUCAGAACUAGAUCACAGCCGACCGCUGCUGUCAUUCAGUUUUGGGCAGUCAGCCAUCUUCCUCCUGGGAGGCCUGCGCAGACAGGACCCCCCAAUUGCUAUGUACAUGCACAGUGGGGACGUGAUGGUGAUGUCGGGACAGAGCCGCCUCCUUUACCAUGCCGUCCCGCGCAUCAUUUUGGCACCCCGGGGAUGUACAGCUUUAGAGAUGGAAGGCUGCAGCCUGGCCUCACCUCAACAGGACCACUCUGUGGUGGAGCCGGUGUCAGAGAAGGACUGGGCCGUGUGCUCCAGGUACAUCCAGAGCUCCAGAGUGAAUGUGACUGUCAGACAGGUGCUGGGGCCUGGCCAGAGCUUCCCAGACACACCAUCUGCUCACCAAAGGACUGAUGCAGGUCAGACAGUGGGCUACCAUGACAGAGCAUCAGAUGGGGAGAGUGAGAACAGAAAGAGGAGUAGUAGCUGUGACUCUGUUGAUACUGCAGAGACAUGACACAGACCACCUGCUGUAACACUCACUUCUUCUUUGAGUCAGCCACUUUCCGACUAGGUAGUUAUAUUAUAGGAAAAGUCCACUUCUAAGCAGUUCUACUAACUACUCUCCCCCAAAACCGUUUUUUCAAUUUGCAUUCGCACUGGCCAGGUGGCC